AUCACUCGCCCUUCUCUGCCAUCUUUACCUUCAUAAGUGCAAUUCAACAAUUACGACAACUACAAGCAGCUCUCUCUCAAUUAGUCUCAAAAUGACGACAGCAGUCUCAGCAGAUUCUUACAAAGCCGAACCCCUCCACUCUGGUCAAAAGGUGCCGGAGUUUGGGAUGUUGAACGAAGUGCCUGAGUCGCAGGUGUGGAAUAAUGAAGAAGGCAAUUAUAAGGGGCAGGCUUUGGAGGACAUUGGCGCUGAGGUGCUGCCACUCAUUGAUCUGGCCAAGGCCGAUGCCCCUAAACUGGUGAAGCAGUGUUGCAAGAGCAGCGGAUUUUUCCAAAUCACCAACCACGGCAUUCCCCUUGCCGUCCUCCAAAACAUGGAGUCCGCCAGCGUAGACCUCUUCUCGUUGCCGAUGGAACAGAAAAUGAAGGCGGCGCGUGAGCCCGGUUCCCUCACCGGCUACGGCAUCUUCCCGAUUGCCUCCUACCUCCGACAGAACGUCUGGUCCGAAUGCUUUACCGUCUUCGGAUCCCCACUCCAACAUGCCCAUCAAAUUUGGCCGGAUCAGAGUCCGGAGCACUCCAAAUUUUGUGACUAAUCCCACGCCCUGCAGUGCGGCCCCACACACCACAGAGAUGUAAAUUUCAGGCGCCCAACAGCAGACUCGAACCUGGGGUGCCAGAAAUAGGCUCACCUCGUGAAAGGAAACGCCCGAAGUCCGCUCUGCCGACACCCCACCGUUAGUUUUGCUUUUUUUAUUUAUGAAAGCGCUAUUAAGUGUUUUUGCUUGCAAAACAUCACAAUCUAAGCAAGGGUGAUCCUCAUUUCUCCUUCAUAUUAA
Malania oleifera is the source of this 838-nucleotide messenger RNA. RefSeq names its product gibberellin 3-beta-dioxygenase 1-like. The coding region runs from base 92 to 595 and encodes 167 amino acids. Gene Ontology annotation, molecular function: gibberellin 3-beta-dioxygenase activity. Lineage: Eukaryota; Viridiplantae; Streptophyta; Magnoliopsida; Santalales; Ximeniaceae. The transcript has 2 exons. Gene Ontology annotation, biological process: gibberellin biosynthetic process; response to light stimulus. The record is from RefSeq and is a predicted model, not a curated record.